AUGCUUUGGGGAGCGGUGGUGGUGCUAUUGCCACUCUUGGGACUCUGUCAAUUUGUCCUGCCACCCGAGUGGGUGCCAGGGACCUUCCCUGCCACAGAGGCCGGGGCCAAAGACUUUGUCACUGCCUACAAUACCGCCGCUGAGCUGGUCAUCUACCAAAACCAAGAGGCCAGCUGGACAUACCAGACCAACAUUACGCCCCACAAUGCCGAGAAAAAGGUGGAAUCUGAUGGGAUGAAGCAGGACUUCACAGAAGCCUGGGGGAAGAAGGCCAAAGAUAACUUCUCUCCUACUGUGUUGGCCACCUUCAACACUACUCUGCAGAGGCGUCUCAAGAAGAUCAACAUCCUGGGAGCGGCUAACCUACCUGCAAGAGAAAGAAAUGAGUACAACGUCAUACUAAGCAAGAUGUCUGAAAUAUACUCUACCGCCAAAGUGUGUCCAAAGACUAAUGAAUGCUGGUCUAUUGAGCCAGAGCUGACAGAGAUCAUGGCCAACUCACGGAGCUACAAGACACUGCUGUAUGCUUGGGAGGGUUGGCACAAUGCAUCGGGUGUGCCACUCAAGGCAGAGUAUCCAAAGUUUGUGGAGCUUAGCAACAAGGCCUAUAAAACUGAUGGUUUCGAUGACACGGGAGCAUACUGGCGUUCGUGGUACGAGUCAAAGACUUUUGAGAAUGACCUGGAGGCUAUUUACAAACAGGUGCAGCCGCUCUACCAGAAUCUUCACGCCUUUGUGCGCCGCAAGCUCUACGACCAUUACGGACCGAAAUACAUCAAUCUUAAAGGACCUAUCCCUGCUCACCUGCUAGGAAACAUGUGGUCGCAAACCUGGAACAACAUCUAUGACAUGAUGAUCCCCUUCCCCGGCAAACCCAAUGUGGACGUGACCGAUGAAAUGGUGGCCAAAAACUGGAAUGCUACUCACAUGUUCCGGGUGGCUGAGGAGUUCUUCACCUCCCUCGGCCUCAUCAAAAUGCCCCAAGAGUUCUGGGACAAGUCUAUGUUGGAGAAGCCAGAAGGUCGCGAGGUGGUGUGUCAUGCAUCUGCCUGGGACUUCUACAAUAGAAAGGACUUCAGGAUCAAACAGUGCACAGCAGUCAACAUGCAGCAGCUUUUCACAGUGCACCACGAGAUGGGCCAUGUUGAAUAUUACCUGCAGUACAAGGAACAACCGAUAAGCUUCCGCCGCGGUGCUAACCCAGGCUUCCACGAGGCCAUUGGUGAUGUCAUGUCCCUCUCUGUGUCCACACCUAAGCAUCUGGCCAGCAUCGGCCUACUGUCUAACGCGACCAACGACAACGAGAGUGACAUCAACUACCUGCUGAAGAUGGCUCUGGAGAAGAUGGCCUUCCUUCCCUUUGGUUAUCUCAUUGACCAGUGGAGAUGGAGUGUGUUUAGUGGGCACACCCCCCCAGAGCGAUACAACGCAGACUGGUGGCACCUCAGGACAAAAUACCAGGGUAUAUGUCCUCCCACCAAACGCACAGAGGAGCACAUGGACGCUGGAGCGAAAUAUCACAUUCCAGGAAACACCCCAUACAUCAGGUACUUUGUGAGCUUCAUUCUGCAGUUCCAGUUCCACAAGAAGCUGUGUCAGGCAGCCAAUCAGACAGGACCCCUGCACACAUGUGACAUCUACCAGUCCAAGGAGGCGGGAAAACUUUUAGAGGCAGUCCUUAAAUCUGGAGAAUCCAAGCCCUGGGAACAGGUGCUCCAGGAAGCCGUCGGGACAAACAAGAUUGACGCCAGCUCCCUGAUGGAAUACUUUGGUCCCAUCAUCACAUGGUUGAAGGAACAGAAUGCAGCAAUGAAUGAGACCUUGGGCUGGCCUGACUUUAACUGGGUUCCACCCAUACCAGAGGGCUACCCCGAGGAUAUUGACAUGAUUACAGAUGAGGUGCAGGCAAAGAAUUUCCUGGAGGAGUACAACAGCACUACGGAAGUGGUCUGGAAUGCCUACACUGAGGCAUCGUGGGCCUACAACACUGAUAUCAAUGAGAAGAACAGGCAGAACAUGCUGCAGAAGAAUUUGGACAUGUCUAACCACACACUGACCUACGGAAAGGAGGCCCGCAAGUAUGACACCACAGACUUCCAGGAUGCGGCCGUGAAGCGUAUCUUGAAUAAACUCGGUGACAUUGAAAGGGCCGGACUUCCCAACGAGGAACUGAAAGAGUACAACAAUUUGCUGGCCAACAUGGAGACCAAGUACAGUGUGGCUGAGGUGUGCAGAGCCAAUGGGACCUGCCAUCCACUGGACCCAGACCUCCAGAAGAUCAUGGCUGAGUCCAGAGACUACAAUGAGCUGUUGUUCGCCUGGCAGGGCUGGAGAAAUGCCUCUGGCAGAGAACUGCGACAGGACUACAAGAGAUAUGUGCAACUGGCCAACAAAGCUGCCGCUCUUAACGGACAUUCUGACAAUGGGGCGUUCUGGCGCUCCCUGUACGAGACCCACUCCUUUGAAGAGGAUCUGGAGCAUCUGUGGAAGGAGCUGGAGCCCCUCUAUCUCAAUGUGCACGCCUACGUGCGCAGGUCUCUCUACAGGAAGUAUGGAGGCAAACACAUCAACCUGAAGGGACCCAUCCCUGCCCAUCUUCUAGGCAACAUGUGGGCGCAGACCUGGUCUGGCAUCAUGGACUUGGCCAUUCCGUACCCCGAUGCCACUCAAGUAGAUGCGACACCAGCCAUGAUAGCCAAGGGCUGGAAUGCCACCAGGAUGUUCCAAGAGUCAGACAACUUCUUCACUUCUCUGGGGCUAUUGCCCAUGCCUCCAGAGUUCUGGGUCAAGUCCAUGCUAGAGAAACCCAAUGAUGGACGCAACGUGGUAUGCCAUGCCUCCGCCUGGGACUUCUACAACCGCAAAGACGUCAGGAUCAAACAGUGCACCGUGAUAACCAUGGAUGACCUCAUCACCGUGCACCAUGAGAUGGGUCAUGUGCAGUACUUCCUGCAGUACAAGGACCAACCUACUUCCUUCCGCGACGGCGCCAACCCAGGCUUCCACGAGGCCAUUGGGGAUGUGCUGGCCCUGUCCGUCGCCACUCCCAAGCAUCUAAAGGAGAUUGGUUUACUGGAUGUGGUGGAGGACAACCCAGAGAGUAUGAUCAAUUACCUCAUGAGCAUCGCCCUGGACAAAAUUGCCUUCCUGCCCUUCGGCUACUUGAUGGACCAGUGGAGGUGGAAAGUGUUUGAUGGACGCAUCUCUCAGGAGGAGUACAACAAGGAAUGGUGGAACAUGAGAAUGAAGUACCAGGGCUUGUGUCCACCUGUGGCCCGCACUGAGCAGGACUUUGACCCAGGUGCAAAGUUCCACAUCCCUGCUAAUGUGCCCUAUGUCAGGUACUUCGUGAGCUUCAUCAUCCAGUUCCAGUUUCAUCAGGCUCUGUGUAACGCCGCCGGGCAUGUAGGCCCUCUCCACCAAUGUGAUAUCUACCGCUCCAAAGAGGCAGGGAAGCUUCUAGGUGACGUGAUGAAGCUGGGUUUUAGUAAGCCCUGGCCUGAAGCGAUGGCUAUGGUCACUGGAGAGCCUACCAUGUCCGCCAAGCCACUGGUACAGUACUUCAAACCUCUCACUGAUUGGCUGGAGGCAGAAAACAACAAGAAUGGCGAGGUCAGAGGCUGGCCUGAAUAUGACUGGAAACCAGCAAGUAAGUCUGAUAACCAGGCCCAGUCCGCAACCCCAACCCCAACCCCAGUUCGAGAUAAUGGUAAAGUGAACUUUCUGGGCAUGAGUCUGGAUGGUGCAGCGGCUGCAGCAGGCCAGUGGGUCCUACUGGUCCUGGGCCUGGUGCUCCUAGUGGCCACCAUCCUCCUGGGCUACAAGCACAAGAAAUCAAAACGAAGAGAUCUGUCCUCAUCUGAGCUGGAGCUGAAGUAAGG
Molecule: messenger RNA, 3881 nt
Organism: Salvelinus namaycush (lake trout)
Lineage: Eukaryota; Metazoa; Chordata; Actinopteri; Salmoniformes; Salmonidae
Product: angiotensin-converting enzyme-like
Exons: 25
Coding region: 1-3879 (1292 amino acids)
Biological process (GO): proteolysis
Cellular component (GO): plasma membrane
Molecular function (GO): peptidyl-dipeptidase activity; metallopeptidase activity
Source: RefSeq, a predicted model, not a curated record